Malaya genurostris is the source of this 3109-nucleotide messenger RNA. Its product is annotated as transmembrane protein 272-like. Lineage: Eukaryota; Metazoa; Arthropoda; Insecta; Diptera; Culicidae. The coding region runs from base 909 to 1601 and encodes 230 amino acids. The transcript has 2 exons. The record is from RefSeq and is a predicted model, not a curated record.
UGUCGUUUUCGCUUGAGAACACUGAAACUGACCCAGGGUAGUUUCUUCAAACAAACACUUUUCACGAAACUGUGUUGUUUUCGCGCUUAGCAACGGCGGUUUGAGCAAACCUGAUAUAACAACCAGGUUCGAAACUGACUCGAUUUUCAGUUCAACAACGUUAAAACUAGGUUCGAAACUAGCUUCAAACAAACGGUUUGACAGCAGUUAGGGUGGAAACUGGGUUAGGUUUGGUAUCAAGCGAAAACGACAUAAGUAUGGCGUGCCGGGAUUCAAGCAUGUAAACAUAAACAAAUGACCAUUUCAGAUCGGGAUUUCACUUCUAAGUUACUCCAGUUGUCGCGCAGCCUGGCAAAUCUUUGGCACGAAUUGAAAAUCUGGACAUUUUUUCUUCAAGGGCUUGCAAGGUAACGUCGAAAUAUAGAAAAUUUUACACACAUCCGAUUCUGUUCAUUUCGUUGGAGGAAGGAUUUGGCGGAUCGCACUGUGGUAUCUAUUACAGUUAUUAUGAAUAAUGGAGUGAUUGUGCUGUGGGUGCAGGUGAUGAAAACGAUUGAAACAUCCCGGAACAAAACACUGCAUUUCACUGUCAAUAUUUUCGCAAACAGAACCAACUCUAAAUAUUUUCAUAAAAGCAACUCCCAAAACGUCAUUUGUUAUGUUUUUUCUUCUUCACUUCUCUCUGUUAUUCCAAAAUAAAAUGACAACCGCACUAACACAUAGAAAAACGUGAUCACCAGGUAUUUUACAUCGUGCUAGGGAUCAACACUAGAUGCUAGAACGACAGCGUGUUGGUAAUUAUUGUGAUGACAGCAUAAAUAUGCUCAAUACAAACAGUAGAAAUAAGAUAGGUAACAAUCAAACACAAAUUUACGAUUUGUUGAAUCACUCCUAUUCGAUGAGUAACAAUGAUUGGAAUGAUAGCAGUUAACGAUGUUAUUAUUGAAUACGGAAGCAGUUCGGAUGAAGCACGUUUGGGAGAUCCUCCUACUUAUGAGGAAGUAGUAGGAUCAGAAGCACCGCCCCCACCAUAUGAAUCGCUGUUCGGGCGAGUUCGAGAGGUUCACAGGACUUCAACUGGGACGCUAGAUUUCAUGAAAAACGUCGGAGCAUUAUUGAUGGGAACUCUUGGCUGUACAUUUAUUCUUGGUAUCACAAUAGUAGUACCGUUGUGCAUGAUCGCGUUUGGACUGAUUUACUUGCACGAUUGUCCUCGGAGCAAGUAUAUUUCGGUAUUUUUGUUAGUCGGUGGAGGCUUUGGUGUUAUUAAACAGAUGCUGCAUUUAUCCACACGGGUUCGAAGUCGCUUAGAAGAUCGAGAACUUGAAAGAAUGAGACAAUCACCCACGCAAUCCAUGAUUAAUUGCUUUAUUCUUGCGUGGUUUAUCAUUGGAUCGUUUUGGGUGUAUGGAAUAUACGAACCGAAUUAUGAUCCGAUACAGGGCACAUACUGCAAUAAAACAUUAUACUUGUUCACGUUCUGGCUGUUAACAUCAGUUUAUUUAGCACUAGGCAUCAUUACUGUGGUUCUGUGUGGGGUAAGCUUUAUUGGAAUAUUCCUAGGUUUCAUGUCUUUUAGUCAAAAUGAAAGACUAACAUGAACAGAACGGUCUGCAUAUUGCGUAUCAAUUUCUAUCCAAAUUAUGAAUUCACUAAUAAAAUCAUUCGGAAGUUUAGCAAUAUUCGCUUGUUAAAGGUCACUUUAUAAUAAACUCCGUCCGUACUUAAUCAAUUUUCAGUAAAUGAUAGCCGUUAUGAAUAUAUAUAGAAUCUUAGUUCUGAAACAUUAAGAAUUAAGGAUGAUAUAUUGAGAGGAAUCUCUAAAGGAAAUGAAGAUUCUAUUCUGAAAGGUCUCUUUAUCAGAAUAUUUUCUCAUAUACCGCACAGAACGCAGCGCUUAAAAACCCGCUUUCUCCUCAGAAUAUGUGAUUUGAAUGAACACAAAGAAUAGUUUCAAAAUCAGGUGUUUACAUUUAAAAGUCUUACUGAAAUGGUUCUCACUAGCUUAGGCCUUUUGCACGAAUAAUAGUGAAAUGAACAAUUAUUUGUCUGUGAUGGCAUAAUCGUUAUAGUGUUUAAACACUCGAUCAAGCUUUGUUUUACAAAUCGAUGGUUCCUUCUAUAAUAAGACGCUGUGAUUAGGUUAGAAUAUGAAGUAUUAAAAAUCAUUCUAUGCAGUUUUGUGCCCAGUAAUGAGAUUGGUAUAGUUGAAAGUAGCUAUGUCUAUCGACAUAACUUGAAUAUACACUUGGCACCGAUUACAUUUUCGUCAUGUUUAGCAGUGUUCAAUUAUAACUUAUUAACUGUUAAGUAAAAUUUAAAAUACACCUAAACAAGCUGUACCAAAGAUUAAAAUGACUUAUUUGGAAUCUACAUUGUAUUGAAUUUCACGUAACAUUCAGAACUUAUUGCAUGAAUGUGCCAGCAAUUUUUUUUAGACUCUAGAGCAGUUCAAUUUUUUAUUUAUAACACGCUAUAUUUUGUAAACGUAAACGUUCUCAAUAUUAAUAUGAUGCUUGCCUCUUGGGUAUCAUAAAACAAAUAAACUCAUUAAAACUUCAAAUUGCUGUAUUUUUUGUCCUAUAAUUAUUCAAAAUGCCUUCUCUUAUAACGUGUACACUUGAUUCGCAAUAUUCACCCAUAUUCUGUACGUCGAUCGAUUUCAUAUUUAAAGGCACACUGCUUAAGCUCUAAGAUGCCAAGGUCAUUUUCUAAUUUUAAUUAACGACUAACUUAAAACUAGAGUAUUAUCAUUAGAAUAGUGGCGAGUUCCGGUCGCAAUGGUCUAUUAUGGCAGAUUCAGUCUGCAGCUGGCGAUCGGCAAUGGUCGGUGGAUUAAAUAUGACACUAGUGUCUUCCAGAUGACGAUUAUACGUUUCAAUGGGUCCGCGGGAUUUGUAAUAAAUGUUUAUAGUGGCAGCACUGUGUAAUUAAAAUCAGCAUCAAGCCGUUUUUCUUCUUAGUGAUUUAAAAUGUAACCAAAAAAGAUUUGUUAAAUUAAUGUAAACUCGAAAGUGUGUUAAGUUUUACGAGACAAAUGAACUGUUGUGUUCCACACUGUUGUCGAACUAAGCAUUUCUAUUCAAACUUGCCUUUUUCCGGUUUCCAA